ACCUUCCGUCUGAGCGAGCGAGUCAGGAAACGAACCACGGAACGGAUGGCGAUGAAGUGGUUGCGAUUUUCGCUCCUCGUCCUGGGGGUUUUCUCGCUGUGCUGCGCCACGGCUGGCGACAGCAGCGGCGGCGUGAAGAAGAUGAAGAUGCAGUUCGCCACGGGACCACUGCUCAAGUUUCAAAUCUGCAUUUCCUGAGGGUACAAGCGGGUGUUUGAAGAGUACACGCAGGCCUUGUACCAGCGGUACCCGGACAUCCGCAUCGAAGGGGAAAACUAUCUUCCCAUACCCGUCUACCGACACUUCGCUUCCUUCCUGUCUAUGUUCAAACUGCUGGUGAUUGGGCUGAUUAUCAUCGGCAGGGACCCAUUUGCCCUCCUUGGUAUGCAGGCUCCAGGCGUCUGGGAGUGGGGCCAGGGAAAUAAGAUAUAUGCCUGCAUGAUGGUGUUCUUCUUCAGCAAUAUGAUUGAAAACCAGUUAAUGUCGACAGGAGCUUUUGAAAUCACACUAAAUGAUGUGCCGGUGUGGUCAAAACUGGAGUCGGGUCACUUGCCCUCCAUGCAGCAGCUUGUGCAAAUCCUGGACAACGAGAUGAAGAUGAACGUUCACAUGAACACAGGACCCCACAUCCUCUCCUAACCCUACUCUUUCAAUUCCUGGCUGGAACUAAAAGCCCCUCCAUGUCCGAGGUGGGUUUCUCACUGGGCUGUGAAGUGAUGUUUAUGAAGGUCUGCGCUGAAGGCAGGAAGACUGCUAGCACAGACUGGAUGCUCCCAUCAUUCCUCACUAUGUCCCUUCGAGACAUCCCGCCCCUGACGCCAGAGUGGGAUCCAUGGCAACAGCGCCGGCCAUUUGGUCAUUCUCUCGUACCAUUCACAUGAUCGCAGAUUUCCUCCAGGCUGACACCAGUGGCCCUGUGAGGAGGAAUUUACCAUUGAUUCUUAUAGUCUUUAACUUGUUGCAUAUAAUUGAUCUUUGUGAAUUAAAACAAUUGUGUCAUUUGUACCACUGAGCCAUAUGUAGAAUUUUAAGUUUGAUCUAAAAAAAUGAAAUAAAUAGCAUAGCCAUGUAGACAAUGCAACACUUAAAAUCAUCACCGUUGUGAAAUAACAUUGGGGAAUUGUGUCUUGGUAUGAUUUCUGAAUAAUUUUUAUAUUUGCAUAACUUGGGAGGAAGCUAUGAAGAUUAAUAAAACAAAGUGUAACUAUUUAA
Scophthalmus maximus (turbot) is the source of this 1212-nucleotide messenger RNA. RefSeq names its product selenoprotein T, 1a (gene selenot1a). Gene Ontology annotation, cellular component: endoplasmic reticulum membrane. Gene Ontology annotation, biological process: cell redox homeostasis. The record is from RefSeq and is a predicted model, not a curated record. The transcript is spliced from 6 exons. Gene Ontology annotation, molecular function: thioredoxin-disulfide reductase (NADPH) activity. NCBI's taxonomy places the organism in Eukaryota, Metazoa, Chordata, Actinopteri, Pleuronectiformes, Scophthalmidae.